This is a messenger RNA of Leptosomus discolor (cuckoo roller), 1251 nucleotides long. Lineage: Eukaryota; Metazoa; Chordata; Aves; Leptosomiformes; Leptosomidae. The record is from RefSeq and is a predicted model, not a curated record.
AUCUCCAUACCUGCCAGGAAACGGGAGGCUUCACACUGAAGUAACUGAUAAACAAGUGUGAAGCAUGAGGAUCAACUCUGCCCUUCAGGCUGCUAUUGACCUCACAGCAGGAGCUGCAGGUGGGACAGCAUGUGUGGUGACUGGCCAGCCCUUUGACACAGCAAAGGUGAAGAUGCAGACCUUCCCCAACAUGUACAAAGGAAUUGUUGACUGUUUUGUGAAAACCUACAAGCAAGUGGGGUUUCGAGGCUUCUACAAGGGAACCACACCAGCGCUUGUAGCCAACAUCGCGGAGAACUCCGUUCUGUUCAUGUGCUAUGGAUUUUGCCAACAAAUUGUGAGAAGAAUUGUUGGAGUAGACAGGAAGACAAAGCUCAGUGAUCUGCAGAACGCCGCUGCAGGCUCCUUCGCCUCUGCCUUUGCCACCCUCGUCCUCUGUCCCACAGAGCUGGUGAAGUGCCGGCUGCAGGCCAUGCAUGAAAUGCAGUUGUCAGGAAAGAUAGUCCAGGGACAUAAUACAGUUUGGUCAGUAGUGAAGGGUGUUAUUCAAAAGGAUGGUCCCCUUGGAUUUUACCGUGGCCUGUCAAGCACCUUGCUGCGGGAAGUCCCAGGCUAUUUCUUCUUCUUUGGAGGGUAUGAACUGAGCCGGACGUUCUUUGCCUCUGGGAGAUCAAAAGAUGAAUUAGGUCCCAUUCCUUUGCUUCUAAGUGGAGGCUUUGGAGGCUGCUGUCUGUGGAUUGCUGUGUAUCCUGUGGACUGUGUCAAAUCGAGAAUUCAGGUUCUUUCAAUGGCUGGAAAACAGACAGGCUUUAUGGGAACAUUUGUAACUGUUGUGAGAACUGAAGGUGUACUUGCCUUGUAUUCUGGACUAAAGCCAACUAUGAUCCGUGCAUUCCUGGCCAAUGGAGCACUGUUCCUUGCCUAUGAGUACAGCCGGAAACUUAUGAUGAAACAAAUAGAUUCUUUCUGAUACCUUCUAGCAGCAGGAGAACAAAAGGUUGUUUGAGGAUCAUUUAAAUAAAUGAUCGAAAACCUCUAGAUCACAUCAUGGUCUGAGCAGGGCUAAAUCAGUGACCUAAUUUUAGGAACUCAACUCCAGUUUAGGAUUUGUAAUCUUUUCAAUUCAGGUGAUUUUACAGAGAUGUGUACAUGCUGCUUGAAUUGGACCAGCAGGACUAUCUCACAGAUUCUGCACUAGGUACAUUGCACAUCAUAGUUGUAUUUUCCUGACCUGUAAUGGUGCUAAAAAGA